Molecule: messenger RNA, 1108 nt
Organism: Hypoxylon trugodes
Lineage: Eukaryota; Fungi; Ascomycota; Sordariomycetes; Xylariales; Hypoxylaceae
Product: NADH dehydrogenase, alpha subcomplex, subunit 8
Exons: 3
Coding region: 99-650 (183 amino acids)
Biological process (GO): mitochondrial electron transport, NADH to ubiquinone
Source: RefSeq, a predicted model, not a curated record
CUUUCCAACUGCUCCAUUUCCGAAGCUUGCUUUAAUUUAUAUAAUCCAUACGAAUAACAUCGCGACAUUUCGAGGGGAACCUCGUCCACAUAACAGCCAUGGCGGCCCGGAAACCUCAAUUCAACUCCCACGUUCUCUACGAUACCACCCCUCUCCCCGACUCAAUCCCCGCAGUUAAGGAAGUCGGCGCUACCUCCGCGCCUUUACUAUCUGCCUCUUUCUUUAUCGGUGCCCGGUGCCGUCCCUACAACGAUGACUUCAUGCAAUGCAAAACUGAGAACAAUGCCAACGGCGAGUUCGACUGUUUGAAGGAAGGUCGUAGGGUGACCCGAUGCGCCGCUAGUGUGAUCGACGAUAUCAACAAAUCCUGCCUGGAUGAGUUCCGCAAGCACUGGCAAUGCCUAGACAACAACAACCACCAGCUAUGGCAGUGCCGGAAGGACGAGUGGAAAUUAAACAAAUGCGUAUUCGACAACCUAAAACUUGAGAAGACUAUCCCCGAUACCCCCAAGAACCAGAUUCCCGUCCACCUACGGACGACACAGAUCUACGCCCACUACCCUAUUCUAAGAGAUCGCGGCCAACCACCGCUAGGAAAGGCUAUCGACCCGCCCUCAGCACAAGCCCAAGCCAAUGCGCCGGCUUCGUGAGAUACUUGAGAGAAAUGGGGGUUUGAAAUAUUUUUAUGAUAGCCGUGUAAAUAAAACAGGGAAUACAAUCAGAUGACCAAUUCAUUUUACAGUCUUCGACCAGGAAGAAACUCUUAUAACCAUGCGUACCAUGCGCUGUACUAAGGCAGUCGUUUCUGGCGAUUUAUCAUGAGGGUCGGUUAAACUCUUGUCCAUACGCUCAGAGUCGCUAUUUACAUUUGUAGUAUAUAGGGCAUCGAAAGGAUCACCGAGUCCAUAUACUGAUGCCUAUAGGCCUAAAAUCCAGCACCACUGAACCCUAUUAGAAAAGAUUACGGAAAUUAUAAUAUUUUCGCGUCUUCCACUACAGUCCACUCUAGAAUGAUGAUUAUAGGGGUACAAACGAAUCUUACGAGACGUCAUCCGGUCCAGGGCCAUUAACGGAACAUUAGUCUAACAGGAGAUAGUCUUGCUCUUCC